AUGGACGGACUCAACGCUUCGGAACAGCGUGAGCUGGCUGCUCGCAUGGAGAGAAAGCAAAUGAAGGAGUUUAUGCAGAUGUAUUCCCGCCUUGUACAACGCUGCUUCGACGACUGCGUCAACGAUUUCACCACCAAGUCUCUGAUUGCCCGGGAGGAAGGCUGCGUCCUUCGCUGCGUGGACAAGUACCUCAAGGGCUCUGCUCGGCUUGGAGAGCGUUUCCAAGAACAAAAUGCCGCCAUGAUGCAAAGCGGUCAGCUUCCCGGGCGAUAA
Talaromyces atroroseus is the source of this 273-nucleotide messenger RNA. Its product is annotated as Mitochondrial import inner membrane translocase subunit tim9. The record is from RefSeq and is a predicted model, not a curated record. The transcript has 3 exons. Bases 1 to 273 code for a protein of 90 amino acids. Lineage: Eukaryota; Fungi; Ascomycota; Eurotiomycetes; Eurotiales; Trichocomaceae.